AUGCCCAAAAAAUCGAGAUCUUACCAACUAAAAAAAAAACAUGAAUCAAGUUCCAAGUUUCUUAAAUAUUGCCCAUUGAAACCUGGCAAAGACAAAUAUAACUGGGUAACCGACGAAUCUUAUAUGGAUGAAGAGGGAAAGACUGCCAAAUGGGAUGAAUGUGGUCAAAUGAAACUUUCCGCCUGGAAAUUUAAAAUCAACGAUUUAACACGAAAAGCAAACAUAUAUCCAAACAGUGUACGAAUAAAGACGGCGAUCUCCACAUUACCUGAGUGGAUGCAAAUAAGGUUAAACGAAGUGGAGUUCAAUAAUAUGUCACCAAUGUGGAGGAAGGCCGAGGAAAUUUAUAAGAACAAAGAAAUAGAAAACCAUUCGGAUUUAACUUUUAAUGAAACUUUAUCACCCGAAGAUUUUGAAUCGUUAUGUAAAGUAAGUUUAAAAUUAGUUAAUGGAACAUUGAUAUUUGGUUCUGAUGAUUAUGACCAUCGAAUUUUAAAGUUCCAUUUACAUGAAUGUCAAGUACCAAUACCAUUAUUAAAAGAACAAGAUUGGCUGCAACAAUUAGUGAUAUUAUCAAAAGUACAUGGAAUACCAUUUGGAGCACAUAUGGACUUUCCUCAGGAACACAGUGGUGAAGGGUUUUGGACAAUUCGGGGGAUAAACCGUCUUAGUGAAACUGCGUGUCUUCAUAAUGGUUUUACAUCGUCUAGCAGUUACUAG
Molecule: messenger RNA, 720 nt
Organism: Diversispora eburnea
Lineage: Eukaryota; Fungi; Glomeromycota; Glomeromycetes; Diversisporales; Diversisporaceae
Source: the annotation of a GenBank genome assembly